AUGUUAAACGGACAGGAAGAAUAUCCUAGCCGUAGAAGUAUGCAGUAUAUAGUUGAUGAAGUCGAAAGAGCAGUAACAAUUCAGCUUGACGGGGAGGAGUUUACCAUAGAAUUUCUUGAUGUUCUUCCAUGGGAUGAUACUACAGAUCAUGAUAUAGAAUUAACAGCCGAUGCUUAUGUUGUGAUAUAUUCCGUUAUUGACAGAACAACGUUUGAUGCCGCUGUUCAGAGCUUGUACAAGUUACGGCAUGGUCUGGGUAUAGACAGACCCAUUGUACUCGUUGGCAAUAAAAUUGACCUGGUUAGAAAACGAAAAUUGAAGAAAGAAGAUGUAAGAUCUAUAUCUCGCACAUACGACUGCAUCCCGUUUGAAACAUCACCAGACGACUAUACGGAACCGGAAAUGAGAAGACGUGAUAAAAAAGGCCCAGGUGGAUUUUUAGGAAAACUGUAUCGAAGACUAAGCAGGAAAGGCAGACCUAAAAAAUAAAAUUUUCCUUAUUUCCUUUCUCUUUAAUUAUGCAAGACAUGAGAAACGUCAAUGUGUUAGGACUGAAUUUGGCGAGAUUAUUCUGUUGUGUCCACGUCCGUCCUUGUGUUAUAUCAUGCACGAUGAAAUCAGAAGUACGACUUCACUUGUAUAGUCAGUAAGGUAGAUAUUUAGACCAACAACUUUUUCUCGAAAUCAAAUAUCUUUUAUAUUUUCCUUUAAGUGCAUCAUUUGAGCAUUUGUGUUAAUCAUUUUACCGUUCUUGAAUUUCCUGAACCUAAUUUUAUUGAAUUCCUUUAAAGUCAAUUGCUGACAAUUUGAAAAGGGUGAUUUUUAUAAUUCAAAACACAUAAUUAUAAGGUUUUAUUUUCAUGUAUAAACGUAAAACGUCUCCCACAUAUUUCGUAUAGAUUAUAUCACCUUUAUCAUGGCCUGGUCCUCAUGAAGCAAAACAUUUGUUCUUAAUUUGUAUGAAAUAAUCGUAUGUAUAUACGUGCUUGCAAAUCAGGUUUCAGUAUUUAUAACUUAAAAUAUCCGAGCGUUACAGUUUUGA
Mercenaria mercenaria is the source of this 1042-nucleotide messenger RNA. RefSeq names its product GTP-binding protein RAD-like. NCBI's taxonomy places the organism in Eukaryota, Metazoa, Mollusca, Bivalvia, Venerida, Veneridae. The transcript is spliced from 4 exons. Bases 1 to 489 code for a protein of 162 amino acids. Gene Ontology annotation, cellular component: plasma membrane. The record is from RefSeq and is a predicted model, not a curated record. Gene Ontology annotation, molecular function: GTPase activity; GTP binding; calcium channel regulator activity.